CGAACUCGUCAAGCUCGUUUUCGCUGAGCGUCGGCAGCGACAUUUUGUUGAACUUGUUCAGUUGAAAUGCGAACUUGGCGAGCGUAAGACGCCAGCGUCGGUAUAUAUUUGAUAGAAUCCACAAUACACGAUCAACGCCUCAAAAUCUGAUUCCCAACUAGUUGUUGUUGGCAUAAUCAAAUUAACACCCACAUGCCUAUGAGACAUUUGCCAUAACUACGCCACUUUGCCAGCUGUGAUUUGCAUAAUUGACGCUAAUCGAGAAUUCGCCUCGUGGCCCUUGUGGCACAAUAGAGAACUGAGAACUCAUGCUGUCAGCUUUCGUUUAUGUGUUUUGUUGUUAUCUGUGAUUGAAUUGUGCCAAAAUUUAAACAAAUUGUUAAAGUGUGAAAUACAUAUAUAUAUCUACACACAUACAUAUAAAUACAUACAUACAAAUCAUGAUCACCAUGAACGAGCUCGUCGAUCUGCGUAUGCAACAGCAUAUUGCGCACGAGAUCUACCGCCAUCAGAUAAUGCAACGCAUACCAGAUCCAUUUCCACCGAUGCUGCCCAUUCCGAUGCCACGUCACGUGAUAAUGCCACCCCGUGUCGCGUUGCCCGGCGUGGAGAUGACUCUGCAAAAUGACGAGCUCUGGAAGCAAUUCCAUCAGAUUGGCACAGAAAUGAUCAUCACAAAGAGCGGCAGACGCAUGUUUCCCUCGAUGCGCUUGAGCGUUUCAGGCCUGGAGGACGAGACAAACUAUUGCGUCCUGCUGGAAAUGGUGCCCAUUGGCGACUGCCGCUACAAAUUCUCCGGCUCGCAAUGGGUGCCAGCUGGUGGCGCCGAGCCGCAGAGUCCACAGCGCAUGUACCUCCAUCCGGACAGUCCAGCAACAGGCGCACACUGGCAGGCCCAGCCCAUACUCUUCAAUAAGGUGAAGCUGACUAACAACACGCUGGACAAUAGCGGGCAUAUUGUGCUGGCCAGCAUGCACAAGUAUCAGCCCCGUUUGCAUGUCAUACGCACCGCUGAUCUGGCGCAGAUACCCUGGGCGCCGCAGCAGGCUUUUGUGUUUGCCGAGACGGAGUUUGUGGCAGUGACAGCGUACCAGAAUGAUCGCAUCACGAAGCUAAAAAUCGACAACAAUCCGUUUGCGAAGGGCUUCCGCGAAACGGGACAAUCGCGCUGCAAACGCAAAAUGUCUUCAUCGCCAACCGAUGACGAUCAAGAUCUGCCCCAGACGCAUUUGCAGUCCCCUGGCUCGCUUGACAUGUCGCCAGGCAAAUCCACAUCGACAGCAGCAGAAGCAGCAGCAACAACCUCGAACAACAGCGAACAGGAUGGGCCGCAAAUUAAGCGCCUGAGAUCAAAUGGUUCCGCCUGUUCGUUAUCGUCAUCACUGGAUGGAGCUGAGCCUGUGCCUGUAGCUGUGCCUGGGCCUGGGCCUGGCGCCAUCUCAAUGGGUUCGCCCCCCGGCGCCACCACAUUCAUGCAGCACUUUCAGCAGAACAUGCAGACGCUACUGCGACCCUCGCUGGUCGACCUGGCCUGCACCUACUUUGGCCGUCCCGCACAUGAGUACAAUGGAGCGACGCCGCCGUCGCAUUUGUAUCCGCCAGCGUCCAUUUUGCAAGCCGCACUGCCACCACUUCCGGCGCUUGCCCUGCCGCACAACAUUUCCGUUCAGCAAACCGAUGAAACGACAACUGAUGAAGCGGAGCUAGAUGUUGGCAGCGAGACGACGACAGCAACAUCACAUUCACCCCCGGAGCAGCACCCGGCGCCCGAGGUGCCCGCCAAGCGCAAAGGCUUCAGCAUAUCAGCCAUCCUGGGCGGCGGCAGCUAGUUGCCACAGAUACUCAAGACUCUGCAGCUAAUGCCUUUGAUAUUAAAGAUUGUAAUAUUUAAGCUGAAUUUCGCCUGAUUAAUAAAUAAGCUAGCAUUAAGUUUGCGUAAAUAAACGUCUAUAUGAAUAUAAAA
Messenger RNA from Drosophila virilis, 1963 nucleotides. It is a transcript of the gene Doc2, whose product is annotated as Dorsocross2. The record is from RefSeq and is a predicted model, not a curated record. NCBI's taxonomy places the organism in Eukaryota, Metazoa, Arthropoda, Insecta, Diptera, Drosophilidae. Gene Ontology annotation, cellular component: nucleus. Gene Ontology annotation, biological process: positive regulation of DNA-templated transcription; heart development; cell fate specification. Gene Ontology annotation, molecular function: DNA-binding transcription factor activity, RNA polymerase II-specific; RNA polymerase II cis-regulatory region sequence-specific DNA binding.